Trichomonas vaginalis G3 is the source of this 213-nucleotide messenger RNA. RefSeq lists its product as uncharacterized. The record is from RefSeq and is a predicted model, not a curated record. The coding region runs from base 1 to 213 and encodes 70 amino acids. Lineage: Eukaryota; Parabasalia; Trichomonadida; Trichomonadidae. The transcript has a single exon.
AUGAAUGCUGACGGUCGUAUGAAGUUGAUAGAGUUCGAUAUUGUAAUAUCCGCAAGGUUUGUAACGCCCUCAAAAGCGCUUGAUUCAAAUGAUGUAGGACCAUCAUCUUCUGUAACAAUGCUCGUAAUAAGUUUGAUAUCACAAGCAGCAAGAACAUCUGCUUUAGUGACACUCCCAGAACCAGAGAUAAAUAGUGUUGACCCACGAACGUAG